Messenger RNA from Actinia tenebrosa (Australian red waratah sea anemone), 1222 nucleotides. RefSeq lists its product as uncharacterized. NCBI's taxonomy places the organism in Eukaryota, Metazoa, Cnidaria, Anthozoa, Actiniaria, Actiniidae. The record is from RefSeq and is a predicted model, not a curated record.
UGUUAGAUUAGCUAAAAUAGUGACCUGUUGAUGUCAAAUAACUAGAACCAGAAGCAAAAUCAAUGAGAACAAACAAGCACACGGUCAUCGUGGGUUAGUUGAGAGACCAAGAAGAGCUUCGAAAGAAAAACCAGAAGAACGUUUCUCGCGAAACUGUUAGUACAAAUCAUGGUUGGUUAUCACCGUCGUGUCGCGGCACUGCUGUGUUUGCUACUUGUUCUUCAUGAAUUUGGACCUGCGCACUUCGCUCAUGUCAAGCCUCCCAGUGAUAGCACCUUAGAUGAAGUCGAUCAAAACCCUCGAACAAAGGAACAAGAACAAGAGGCGGAGAAAGAUAAACCCGUCGAGGACGAAAAGAAACACGAGGGACAGAAAAAACAUCAUGGGAAUAAAGAACACGAAGGAAAAGAGCAUCAAAAAGAGCAUGGACAAGCAAACAAGCGAGGAUUUGGGUCUGUGGUAAAGAACAUUAUCAAGGUAGCAAAAGUAGGAAAUGAAAUCAUCCCUAAGAUGGUAGUACUGGCGAGUAUUGGCAAUACAAUUUUCCGUGCAAUAGCUGGUUGUUGUGCUGACUAUCCAAAGGCGUGUGAGGGGAAUGAAGAAAUAUCAGAACUCAGGACUAACAUUUCCAGCAAGAGUGAAGAACUUGAUAGGAUUCAGUCCGAAGCGAAGGACCUUCAAGAAUGGAUAGAAUCUACUAGUGACGAGUUCGCAACUGUUUUGUUCAAGUUGAAUUCCAUCGUAGACAACGCUGACACGCUCGUGAGGUCAUUGUCACCAGCCGUACAGCAAGCUAUUGAGAGACAAACCACUGAGAUCAAGAAACUUGUGCGCAAGAACAAAGAGUCAGGAAAGGAAAUUGAUUUUAUCGAGGUCCAAGAGAUGUACGACUCAGCGAUCAAGAUUGCCCUAGGAAUAGCCCUUCCGGUCAUUACUGUUGUCAUCCCUACCAUCCCUAAAUUAGUCAAGUUUGCCGAGACCAAAAUGGGACUCAGGAAUUCCUACACGCUUGACGAUUCAUUGUCCAACGCCCUAAAGAAGCCCCCAGCAACAAGUUCAAAAGCCAAGGUUCUCAAAAGUUGGCUAGGCAAAACCAAAGUGAGGAUAGAUGAUAAACUGGAAUCCUUUAGGACUACUCUGAACACAAAAUAUGGAGGAGCCGUCAAAGUUAUGCAGAACAUAGGUUCUGGUUUGGUAUUGAUAUUGGGCUACGUUGGAUCAG